AUGGCGCUGUCCAGCUCCAGCCUCUGCUCUCACCUGUCUUUGGUCAGAAUCUGUGGUUUCAGUAUUAAUAGGACAUCAUACAGCCUUUACUCACCUUAUGUGUCCCGUCAAACCAGGUUGCCGCUUGGUAGACAAAAUUACUCUACAUCCAAAGUAAGACAAGGAAUUGGUCGUUAUGUUUCUUCAAAGUUCCAAUUGGUCAACACCAAAUAUGAAGACUUUCUCAAAAAGCGGUUUCCUCGUUUUUAUCUGCUCCAUCACACAUUGUUGGAAGGGUUUAGGUUUCUAUUUCGAGAUGCAAAUGAGGUGAGGAGGAUCAAAUCAAAGCUCUAUAAUGAACGACUGCACUACAAAGACUUGCCAUACAGGGAAAUGGAGAAACUUCGACAGUUUCGCAGGGAUUUGAUUAAAGCUGUUCCACUGGUGUUGAUCUCAAUCCCUCCAUUUGCAAACUAUAUAGUUUUUGUCUUGAUGUACUUUUUCCCGCGGCAAGUCCUGAUCCCACAUUUCUGGACACCACAGCAGCAGGUCACAUUUCGGGGCAUAUAUCACUCACUGAGAGCACAGCACUUCCCUUCUGUGCUAAGAGGACUGGAGCAUUCGAACUCCAAAGUCAAAGAUCGAUCACUACAAAAGCGCCUUAAAGACCUUUGUGCCAAAGUCCAAAAUGGUUCUAAUCCUCAAGUAAUGGAAAUACUGGGUGUCCGCAGCCUGUUUUCUGGGCCUCCUUUGGGCAUUAACAGGUUGCACUCUGAACAAAAGAGACAGUUGAGUCGGCUGCUCUUCCUCACUCCUCACCUGCCUUCAUUCGUGGUCGGUCGGAGGUUGAGCAGUCACGCUCUGGAGCUGCUGCACCUGGACCGUGCGCUCAGCCGCUUGGGACCACAUCAGCUCAGUGACACCGAGCUCCGACAGGCUUGCUACGUGAGGGGGCUUAACUCUGACAGCUUGAAUGCUAACCAGUGUCAUGACUGGUUGUCCCAGUGGCUACAGGUUUCCAUGACACUAAAAGACUCAGAAGUGUCACUGCUUUUGCACAAUAUGGUUUUACUAUCAACCAACUACCCGCAAAGGUCCAAACAACACUGA
Molecule: messenger RNA, 1089 nt
Organism: Knipowitschia caucasica
Lineage: Eukaryota; Metazoa; Chordata; Actinopteri; Gobiiformes; Gobiidae
Source: the annotation of a GenBank genome assembly